AUGACUAAUGUGACUCCAAGUAAAAGCGUAGAAUGGCUCCAACUCGAGUUGGAAUCCGGGGGAGGUUCGCUGCUUUUGUUGGACUGCCGAUCGCACGAGCUUUACGAAUCAUCCCACAUAGAAACGGCGAUCAAUUUGGCAAUUCCAGCAUUGAUGCUGCGAAGGUUCAAGAAGGGCAACAUACCCAUCCGAACUAUCAUACCGAACCACGAAGACAAGGAGAAAUUCGUUAGACGUUGCAAUACAGAUACAGUGAUUCUGUACGAUGAGUGCACUGUGGACUGGCAGGAUGGGGCCACAGUCUCGGUUCUGGGACUACUUCUUCAGAAACUAUGGGACGACGGCUGUAAAGCAUAUUACCUGGAAGGCAAGUUACAUUUUUGCCAUUAUAUUGUUUUUCAAUAGGAUAUGUAGAUUAUUCCUUGUCUAACUUUCCGGGCACUGUAUGUAAAGUAAGGUUAAAAUAUAUUUAAGACAAACAACUUAAAUCAAUCCAUUUAAAUUAUAUAGAUAGUAUUUAAAAUACAGCAUAGUUUUGAAGGUAGCCUACAUCUAUUGUCUCUCAAACUUUGAGAAGUAGUGUGACUGGGAUUCUCAAUUAAAAUUCCAAAAUGGCUACGCCAUGUUUUGCUACUGCUGGAAAAGGGCAUGCAUUUCAUGAAUGUUCUGCUGUGAAGGAGAGACCUAUUGCCCAUACAGUUUUCAGUAAUGGUAUAGAUAGCAUACAAUUGUUAUUGCGUCGGCCCUAUUCACAUGUUAUUAACAUGUCAUUCAUAGUAAACAAAACGUAGUACACAGCCUAUUACUUAAUUUGACCACUUGUCAGUUAUUAUCUUUAAACUCAAAAUAAUAAUAUUUGACCCAAAUCUCUGUUCUGUUGUUACAGUUUGAAUAAUAAUAAUAAUUAUAUGAAUAUAAUGCUUGGCUGAGAUACACAGGACAGCACAUACACCAUUUUAUAACUCCUUGGUUCUUUUGAUCUCAGGGGGAUUUGGGAAGUUUCAAACCGAGUACCCAGAGCACUGUGAGACCCUCCUGGACAGCUCCUGUCCCAGCUCCUCUCCCCCGCUCUCCGUCCUAGGUUUCGGAAGUCUCCGGAUCAGUUCCGACCUCUCAGAUGGUGAAUCGGACCGCGAGCCGAGCAGCGCCACAGAGUCUGAGGAGAGCCCCCUUCCCAACAACCAACCUGCCUUCCCAGUCCAGAUCCUUCCCUACCUUUACCUGGGCUGUGCCAAAGACUCCACUAACCUGGACGUGCUGGGCCAGCACAACAUCAAGUACAUCCUGAACGUCACACCCAACCUCCCCAACAUGUUUGAACAUGACGGCCUCUUUACAUACAAGCAGAUCCCCAUCUCGGACCACUGGAGUCAGAACCUGUCCCAGUUCUUUCCAGAGGCCAUAUCCUUCAUCGGUGAGUAGCUGACUUAUUGUGCGGGAGAGAACAUGAUAGAUCACAUUGUGUUCCAAAAAUUACUAUAUGUGGAGUACGAGGCCUAUAGGAAAUGACUCACAGGAACACCUAGUAUAUGAUAUACUUCUGUGAAUUACAGUGAGAAAGAGGAAGUUGUUUGCUGACCACCUAAUGUUCUUGUUGUAUUUGAGUCAUAUUUUUAUUAUGAUUUGAAUCAUUGUUAUCGCUCAGUUCCUGGUAUACCCAGUGGUAUUGCUCAUCACUGAAACCCCGUUGUGUGAUGAAGCUAUGGCUUUUACUUUUAUUUUCACGUCUGGUUACCAAUGUCACAAGUCAACAUAACUGUCUAUUGGUGUCUGUUUAAAAAUGAUUUAUCUAUACAUUUUUUUACAUUAUUGGUCCAUCCACCACCCGCUCUUCGGGUAUAUAUUGGUCAAAAAGAGAGCUGGACUGAAGUCCCUUGCUCGGCACAAGGGAAAGUACAUGCGCUACUGAGGAACUUCCUGGUCAUUGUUAGUGUCAUAUGUCUGUUAUUUAAGGAUGGAUAACAAAUCUUUAAAAAAAACGUACAGCAGGUAUCAUCAACUAGAUUCAGCCGCAGGCCGAUGUUUUUCUUGAGCGGAUGGUCAGGGGGCCGGAACAUAAUUACAAAUAAUUUGUAGACUGCAAAUUGACCGCAAGAAGCCCAAACCUUGCUUACAGACAGUGCCUUUAGAAAGUAUUCACACCCCUUGACUUUUUCCACAUUUUGUUGUGAUACAGCCUGAAUUUAAAAUGGAUUAAAUUGAGAUGUUUUGUCACAGGCCUACACACAAUACCGCUUAUUGUCAAAGUGGUAUUAUGUUUUUCAAAAUGUUGACAAAUUAAUUAAAAAUGAAAAGCUGAAAUGCUUGAGUCAAUGUGUAUUCAACCUCUUUGUUAUGGCAAGCCUAAAUAAGUUCAGGAGUAAAAAUGUUCUUAACAAGUCAUAGUAAUUUGCAUGGGCACACUCUGUGUGCAAUAAUAGUGUUUAACAUGACUUUUGACCUCAUCUCUGUACCCCACACAUACAAUUAUCUGUAUGGUCCCUCAGUCGAGCAGUGAAUUUCAAACACUGAUUCAACCACAAAGACCAACACGGUUUUCCAAUGCCUCGCAAAGAAGGGCACCUAUUGGUAGAUGGGUAAAAAGAAAAAGCAGACAUUGAAUAUCCCUUUGAGCAUGGUGAAGUUAUUAAUUACACUUUGGAUGGUGUAUCAAUACACCCAGUCACUACAAAGAUACAGGCGUCCAUCCUAACUCAGUUGCCGGAGAGGAAGGAAACCGCUCAGGGAUUUCAACAUGAGGCCAAUGGUGACUUUACAGAGUUUAAUGACUGUGAUAGGAGAAAACUGAGGAUGGAUCAACAUUGUAGUUACUCCACAAUACUAACCUGAUUGACAGAGUGAAAAGAAGGAAGCCUGUACAGAAUAAAAAUAUUCAAAAAUAUGCAUCCUGUUUGCAACAAGGCACUAAAGUAAUACUGUAAAAAAUGUGGCAAAGCAAUUCCCUUUUUUCCUGACUAUAAAGUGUUAUGUUUGGGGCAAAUCCAAACAACACAUUACUGAGUACCACUCUCCAUAUUUUCAAGCAUUGUGUUGGCUGCAUCAUGUUAUGGGUAUGCUUGUAAUCGUUAAGGACUGGGGAGUUUUUCAGGAUAAAAAAUAAACAGAAUGGAGCUAAGCACAGGCAAAAUCCUAGAGGAAAACCUUGUUUAGUCUGCUUUCCACCAGACACUGGGAAAUUAAUUUACCUUUCAGCAGGACAAUAACCUAAAACACAAGGCCAAAUCUACAUUGGAGUUGCUUACUAAGAAGACAGUGAAUGUUCCUGAGUGGCCAAGUUACAGUUUUGACUUAAAUCUACUUGACAGUCUAUGGCAAGACCUGAAAAUGGUUGUCUAGCAAUGAUCAACAACCAAUUUGACAGAGCUUGAAGAAUUCUUUAAAAGAAUAAUGAGCAAAUGUUGCACAAUCCAGGUGUGAAAAGCUCUUACCCAAAAAGAUUCACAGCUGUAAUCGCUGCCAAAGGUAUAAAAAAUAAACGUAUACAAAGUAUUGACUCAGGUGUGUGAAUACUUAUGUAAAUUAUAUAUUUAUCUAUUUCAUUUUCAAUAAAUGUGCAACAUUAUGGGGUAUUGUGUGUAGAUGGGUGAGGAAAAAAUCAAUUUAAUCCGAUAUGAAUUCAGGCUGUAACAGAACAAAAUGUGGAAUAUGUCAAGGGGUAUGAAUACUUGCUGAAGGUACACUACCAGUCAAAAAUUUGGACAGACCUACUCAUUCAAGGGUUUUUCUUUAUUUUUACUAUUUUUUUACAUUGUAGAAUAAUUGUGAAGACAUCAAAACUAUGAAAUAAUACACAUGGAAUCAUAUAGUAACCAAAAAAGUGUUAAACAAAUCAAAAUAUAUUUUAUAAUUGAGAUUCUUCAAAUAGCCACCCUUUGCCUUGAUGACAGCUUUGCCCACUCUUGGCAUUCUCUCAACCAGCUUCACCAGCUUUUCGAUUAACAGGUGUGUCUUCUAUGUGAGACGCGGUGUGGGUGAACGGAUGAUCUCCACGUGUGUAGUUCCCACCGUAAAGCAUGGAGGAGGAGGUGUUAUGGUGUGGGGGUGCUUUGCUGGUGACACUGUCUGUGAUUUAUUUAGAAUUCAAGGCACACUUAACCAGCAUGGCUACCACAGCAUUCUGCAGCGAUAAGCCAUCCCAUCUGGUUUGGGCUUAGUGGGACUAUCAUUUGUUUUUCAACAGGACAAUGACCCAACACACCUCCAGGCUGUGUAAGGGCUAUUUUACCAGGAAGGAGAGUGCUCUAUCAGAUGACCUGGCCUCCACAAUCACCUGACCUCAACCCAAUUGAGAUGGUUUGGGAUGAGUUGGGCCGCAGAGUGAAGGAAAAGCAGCCAACAAGUGCUCAGCAUAUGUGGGAACUCCUUCAAGACUGUUGGAAAAGCAUUCCAGGUGAAGCUGGUUGAAAGAAUGCCAAGAGUGUGCAAAGCUGUCAUCAAGGCAAAGGGUGGCUAUUUGAAGAAUCUCUAAUGUAAAAUAUAUUUUGAUUUGUUUAACACUUAUUUUGGUUACUACAUGAUUCCAUAUGUGUUCUUUCAUAGUUUUGAUGUCUUCACUAUUAUUCUACAAUGUAGAAAAUAGUAAAUAUAAAGAAAAACCCUUAAAUGAGUAGGUGUGUCCAAACUUUUGACUGGAACUGUAUAUCUCUCUAUUAUGCAGGGGAAUACUUUGGAACAGAUUUCCUAAAUUAAACUUGGAGCUGAUUUGCUGGUGUUUUUACAGUAUUUUAUGGCCUAAUUAAAAAAACGACUAAUCUUCUUUUUUUGUUGCUCAGAAAACUUGGGGGGCCAAAUAAAAUCACUGGGCCGCCAGUUGGGGAACCCUAACUUACAAAAACCCACAACAGCACAUGAAACCUUCUAGGUUAUGUAUGUUUGUACUAGUGGUGUUUCCAGGCUUGUUUUGCAUUCGUUUGUCAAUUGGGGUUAGUGGUAGAGGAAGGAAACAUGGCUUCCACUCUCUAUGGCUGCCUGUGUUUGGUUAUCAGGUCAUGAGUCUAACUCUGACGUAUCCUGGUUGUGGUGGAGUCCAGGGCGUUUCACCCUGCUGGGAUUAGCUCACUAUAAAUUAUAUUUCCUUUGACGAAUGGAGAUGUCAUUCAACAAAGAUAAAGGUUUACUUACUGUCUCCCUUGAUCCUCAUGAGAAAACAAUAAGAAGCAGGACUACAUGUUAGCUAUUGUGUGUUGAGCCUUAUGAAUACACUAUCAAGCCCUUAGACCCCACGCCCUGAGAGUCUGAGGUCUACGUGUGACCUGAUCAUAAAAGCAGUCUUAUUUGACCCAUAUUGACCUUCUUCCUCACUUGUACACGUAGAUGAGGCUCGGUCCAAGCAGUGUGGCGUCCUGGUACACUGUCUGGCUGGCAUCAGCCGUUCUGUGACCGUGACCGUGGCCUACCUGAUGCAGAGGCUCAACCUGUCCCUUAACGACGCCUAUGACUUUGUCAAGAGGAAGAAGUCCAACAUCUCCCCCAACUUCAACUUCAUGGGCCAGCUGCUGGACUUCGAGAGGACACUGGGGCUGCACAGCCUGUGUGACAACCGCUCCUCGUCCAAUGAGCAGCUCUACUUCACCACGCCGACCAAUCACAACGUGUUCCAGUUGGACACGCUGGAGUCGACGUGA
Messenger RNA from Coregonus sp. 'balchen', 5624 nucleotides. Lineage: Eukaryota; Metazoa; Chordata; Actinopteri; Salmoniformes; Salmonidae. The record is from the annotation of a GenBank genome assembly.